AUGGAUAAUGAAACGACUGCAGAAAAUACUGGGACUGCUGAAGAGGUUAAGGCUAGCGAAAACCACGAAAAAGAAAGUGAUCGAGCGAGUACAGUUGGUGAAACAGUAACCAAUGAAGGUGACCAAAUGGAAGGAAUGAUAGGUACAGAAGGUGAUACGGUUAAAGAAGGUGAACUUCCUGAAGGGGAAACAGGUGAAGCUGUAGUAGCAGAGGAAGGUGAUGAAAAACAUAUAGAGCAAGAAGAAGGCAUAGAGGGUGAAGAUGUUGAAGGUGAAACUACAGUUCCGGAAGGAGAACAUAUCGAAGGUGAACAUGUUGAAGGAGAAGAACAAGAAAAAGGCGAAAACGUAGAAGGAGAAGAAGCUCUAGGUGAAGCAUUGGAUGGUGAAGAAUUAGAAAAAGUCGAAGAAGGCCUUGUACCUGAAGAACAUGUCGAAGAGGAAGAGCAAUACGUUGAGGAACCACCUCCUGAUCCAGCUGCUCCAUUUGAUUUUAGUGACUCUAAGGAAGCCAUAAAAGCACCCUAUGAAUUGCGACCUGAUCAGUUAGCCGAAGUAGAAAAAUUAUGGGAAUUAUUCCAAAAUCACACUCCAGCAUAUGCUGAAUUGGAUGGAUUUAUUACAGAAAAAGAAUUAGUUUACAUGUUAAAAAGUCUUAUGAUUAUGACAUAUACAAGUGAACAACUUCAAGAGCUAGUGGCCUUUUGUUGCAGACCACCACAUCCAGAGGGCCAUAUAAUUUAUGAACAAUUUUUAAAAAUGGUAACAAUAAGACAGAGAGACUUUCCUAUUGAAGAGGAAAUCCGGUCUGCAUUACAAGUAUUCGACCCAGAUAGAACAGGAUUGGUAGAACGAGAAUACUUGAAAGAAGUUUUGUCGAAACAGGGUAAUAAAAUGUCUGCACGUAAUUUAGAUAAUCUUAUUAAAGAAGUCGACAUGAGUAAUGAUGGUACCAUCGGAAUAGAAGAUAUAGUUGCAACAAUGUGUAUUGAUUUGAAUGAAGAGGACAUGCAAAUGCUUAGAGCGACUGCAUACCCGGAAAGGCGAGCAGAACCUCAGCAAGACACAGGUUUAGCAGACGAAGGCGGUAAUGAGGAUUGA
This is a messenger RNA of Spodoptera exigua (beet armyworm), 1101 nucleotides long. Lineage: Eukaryota; Metazoa; Arthropoda; Insecta; Lepidoptera; Noctuidae. The record is from the annotation of a GenBank genome assembly.